Messenger RNA from Melanotaenia boesemani (Boeseman's rainbowfish), 2488 nucleotides. RefSeq names its product 2,3-bisphosphoglycerate mutase (gene bpgm). The record is from RefSeq and is a predicted model, not a curated record. Lineage: Eukaryota; Metazoa; Chordata; Actinopteri; Atheriniformes; Melanotaeniidae. Gene Ontology annotation, molecular function: intramolecular phosphotransferase activity. Gene Ontology annotation, biological process: glycolytic process. Bases 109 to 885 code for a protein of 258 amino acids. The transcript has 3 exons.
CAGGGAACGCUGCUGUGGCCUGCAGCGUAACGUCAACAUAGACGAGCGUUUCAUCCACAUUUAGACCGGAUUUAAAACCCACACAGGUUUUCUGCUGCAAGAGUUCGGAUGUCCAAGUACAAACUUCUUCUGCUGAGGCAUGGAGAGGGGGCCUGGAACAAAGAGAACCGUUUCUGCAGCUGGGUUGACCAGAAGCUGAGCGAGGAUGGGGUGAAGGAGGCCCAGGACUGUGGCAAGCUCCUUAACGAGCAGGGCUACAAGUUUGACUUAGUCUUCACCUCCAUUCUCAGCCGAUCUAUCCAGACAGCAUGGCUGGUACUCGAGGCUAUGGGCCAAGAGUGGGUCCCAGUCGUCAAGUCUUGGAGGCUUAAUGAACGCCACUAUGGAGCCCUGAUUGGACUCAACCGGGCUGAGAUGGCUCUGCAACAUGGAGAGGAACGGGUGAAGUUAUGGAGAAGAAGCUACGACAUCACUCCACCCCCAAUUGAUGAAUCCCAUCCUUAUUUUCUGGAAAUCUACAAUGACCGCAGAUACACCACUUGUGAUGUGCAACUGGAGAACCUUCCCCGAGCUGAGAGCCUAAAGGAGGUGUUGGGCAGACUGCUGCCAUACUGGGACAGCACUGUGGUCCCAGAGAUAAGAAAAGGCAAGACUGUACUGAUUUCAGCCCAUGGAAACAGCUGCAGGGCCCUGCUGAAGCAUCUGGAAGGUGUAUCAGAUGAGGAUAUUGCCAACGUGACAUUACCUACGGGGAUACCUGUGCUGCUUGAACUGGAUGAAAACCUCAGGCCUGUGAAACCACGACAGCUGUUGGGAGACCAGGCAAAGAUUCAGGCAGCCAUUAAAAAGGUGGAGGACCAGGGAAAAGCCAAACCAACAACUUGAAUACAUCAGAAUGUCUGAAAGACUACACCCAGCCCUGCUCUCAUUGCCUAUAUUCUUAUUUAUUACACACAGUAGCAGGCAAACUCUUUAACAGACUUGAGUUACUGAUUACAUAAAAGUGGGCAAUAAUUUGUUGAUUAGAUUUUGAGGAUAAGUCUAAAUUUUACAGCUGAGUGACUGUAUGUGUGCUAGUCAGCCUGGUCAGGAUGCAGCUUGUAAGUGUUGCACAUCGGACUGAUCACGCUUGCCCGGAAAAAACAUUGUACUGUAAAUGUUUCAGCAUAGUGCUGAAUUGUGUUGUAUGUGUUAGGAACCCUUCCGUCUUCAUCUUGUUUGUAAGUGAAUUGCACCCACUUCUCCUUUUGUGGUGACUAAAGUGGUUAUUUAUUUAUUUACUUAGAACCUCUACUUUGCUCACUUAUGGUAAAGUAAUUAAGCUAAAAAGUCUCCAUAUUUUGUCAUAAAGUAUGUUUAUCUGUUACAUUGUCCAGCUUUAGGAUUAUUUCUUGGAUUUUAAACGUGCCUUCACUAUUAAUUCAUCUGUUUUUAAACAAGCUUUUUAUAGAGAAGGGGUGCUCAAAGUCGGACCUCUAUGGCUACAGUCCUGCAGAUUUUGUAUGUUUCCCUCUACAGCACACCUGAUCAGAUUAAAUGGGUCAACAUGCUUGAGCAACACUUGACAACAAGCUGUUAAGGAGAGCCAUUUAAUUUGAAUCCGGUGUGUUGGAGCAGGGAAACAUCUAAAAUCUGCAGGAUUGCGGCUUUUGAGGACUGGAGCUGGACACAAAUAGCUCUUUUAUUUAUUAUAAUUUCUUCUUGGGAAAAAUAAAGUAUUUUUCAUUUCAUUUAAGAAUGAAAGCACUCUAAUAACAAGUCUUACCUCAUAAAAAUUGCGAACCAGGCCCUUCAUUCCUGAAAUAUGGGUAGCUGUAAGCCACAGAAGUGCUAUAAAUAUGCUAAACCACUGAGAUCCCGUUUAUAUAUUUAUGGAUUUCUCAUACUUUAAAUGGGUCUGCUCAGUGUGAUAACUAGAGUAGCCUUUGUUUACAUGGUGCAUCAACUCUGACAUCGAAUGGGUUGUGAUUAAAAAGGCUUUGGCUUACAGCAUACUGGUAUGAUAGCUGGUUCAUGCUUUGCACUUUUGGAGAGGAUUUCAUGAGGUUUUUGAAAAUGUGUCCCUUUGUUACAGAAAAAGCAACUGUGAUUUGAAAAUAUAAUUUCAUACAGCAUGAAGGUGUCAUAUAGACUAGUUUUAUUUUCUAAAUUAUUAUAAUACAUGGGUAAUUUGAUUUUCUUUAUAUUAAGAUAAUAACAUACGAGGUGACAAUGUAACAAAUAGCACUGUAUGUCUUGUAGCUGUAUUUUGGUUCCGGUUAAGUUGGUAAAUGUGCAUUUUUUGUACCCCAUGUUUUCUCUGCAUGUAUGUCACGCUGCUCUCUCUGCACGUACAUCACUGUUAUUUUGUACACUGGCUUAUUAGGUCAUCAGAGGAAAUGGCCAAAUGAGGAAAACACAGAUAUGUUUGCAGUUUCAUGUAAUAUCUUGUCUUCUGUUGUCACCAGUUGAAGCUUUGCUGGAUGAAAUAAAAGGAAGCUCAAACGUU